CUGAAAGUUCCUUUAUAGUAGCAGCUGGGAAGAUUCAUAACUGAAGCUGCAUAUACUGCUCUAUAUAACACUCUUAUUACUACUAUUACUAUCUUAUUUCAGCAACAGAGCCUAUUGUGAGCCAGAGAAAAACGAGAAGAAAACAGAAAUUAUCUAUGUCUGACUUGGAGUUUCUUCUUUUUCUUGUUCCCCCAAUCUUGGCUGUACUUAUUAUUCUUAAUCUAUUCAAAAGAAAACAGAAAUUCCAAAAUCUCCCACCAGGAAACAUGGGUUGGCCUUUUCUUGGUGAAACCAUUGGCUAUUUGAAACCUUAUUCAGCUACUACUAUUGGAGAUUUCAUGCAACAUCACAUCUCAAGGUAUGGGAAAAUUUACAAGUCAAAUUUGUUUGGGGAACCGACAAUAGUCUCAGCAGAUGCAGGGCUGAACAGAUACAUUUUGCAAAAUGAAGGCAGAUUGUUUGAGUGUAGUUACCCAAGAAGUAUAGGUGGAAUUCUUGGAAAAUGGUCUAUGUUGGUUCAAGUUGGACAAAUGCAUAGAGAUAUGAGGAUGAUUUCUCUGAAUUUUUUAAGCAAUGCUAGGCUCAGGAAUCAACUUUUAAGGGAAGUUGAAAAGCAUACUCUGCUUGUUCUUGGUUCUUGGAAAGAGGAUUCUGUAGUUUGUGCUCAAGAUGAAGCAAAAAAGUUUACAUUCAACUUUAUGGCAGAACAUAUCAUGAGUUUAGAACCUGGAAAGUCAGAGACAGAGCAGCUGAAAAAAGAGUACAUUACAUUUAUGAAAGGAGUAGUUUCUGCUCCAUUGAAUUUUCCAGGAACAGCUUACAGAAGGGCUUUACAGUCUCGAUCGACAAUUCUUAAUUUUAUCGAGAGAAAAAUGGAGGAAAGGCUUAAAGAAAUGAUAGGAGACGAAAAAAGUGACCUACUUGGUUGGGUUCUGAAAAAUUCCAAUCUUUCAAAGGAACAAAUUCUUGAUUUGCUACUAAGUUUGCUCUUUGCUGGCCAUGAAACUUCAUCUGUAGCUAUAGCUCUUGCAAUUUACUUCUUGGAAAGUUGUCCUGCUGCUGUUCAACAGUUAACAGAAGAACACUUAGAGAUUUCCAGAGCCAAAAAGGAGUCAGGAGUCACAGAAUUGACUUGGGAUGACUAUAAGAAAAUGGAAUUCACACAAUGUGUUAUUAGUGAGACUCUAAGGCUUGGGAAUGUAGUAAGGUUUCUUCACAGGAAGGCUGUGAAAGAUGUUCGAUAUAAAGGUUAUGACAUUCCAUGUGGAUGGAAAGUACUACCAGUGAUUUCAGCAGUGCAUUUAGAUCCUUCACUUUUUGGCCGACCUCAGCACUUCGAUCCGUGGAGAUGGCAGGUAAAAUCGAAGACAUGUCAGAAUAUGUUCUUUUUCGUUUUCACCACGGUGGAGUUUUUAUCGAAGCUCCUAUCGCCAAAUACGUUAGUGAAAGUGAGGUAAAUGAGUUUCCUAUAGAUAAGGACCACUUAUCCUUGUUUGAGCUUGAGUAUUAUACGAGAAGUAUGGGGUAUGUUUCUGUUAGGGGCUUUUAUGUAUUUAACUCUAGGUCAGAAAAGUUUGUACUAAUUGAAAAUGAUGAAAAAUUGUAUAAUAUUGGUUGUCAAUGUAAAGAGGGGGUAUUAGACUUAUUUGUUUGUCAACUUAUUGAUGACCCUCUUGUGGAGGUGGUCCCAAUUGCUCUUAUCUGUGGGCCACAAGUGGUUGAAAAUGAGUCUAGGGCAACUUUAGAUGGUGAUUGAGCUGGUAUAAAUGCAGAACACUAUGCUGAACAUUCUGUGGAGGCUGUAGUAAAUACAACUACAGAAAACACUCAAGCUGAAAAUCUAGGGAGUUCUGGCUGGAUUAGAACUGAUAGUGACACUACACCAGGGAAGCACUUAUUUGUCUACUUUUAUGUAUGUUUUGAUGCUCUUAAAAGGGGAUGGUUAGAAGGGUGCAGGAGGAUCAUUGGUUUUGAUGGAUGCUUCUUGAAGGGGUUAUGUAAAGGUGAAUUGUUGGUAGUUGUUGGAAAAAAUGGGAACAAUCAAAUGUUUCCAAUAGCAUGGGCAGUUGUGGACCAAGAGACAAAACAUUCCUGGACUUGGUUCAUACAAUAUCUAGCUGUUGACUUGGAGCUAGGAGAUGAAACAAACUUAAUAGUAAUGUUAGAUA
This is a messenger RNA of Nicotiana attenuata, 2168 nucleotides long. Its product is annotated as cytochrome P450 90B1. NCBI's taxonomy places the organism in Eukaryota, Viridiplantae, Streptophyta, Magnoliopsida, Solanales, Solanaceae. Gene Ontology annotation, biological process: sterol metabolic process. The record is from RefSeq and is a predicted model, not a curated record. The transcript is spliced from 8 exons. Gene Ontology annotation, molecular function: oxidoreductase activity, acting on paired donors, with incorporation or reduction of molecular oxygen; iron ion binding; heme binding. The coding region runs from base 156 to 1457 and encodes 433 amino acids.